Molecule: messenger RNA, 4121 nt
Organism: Temnothorax curvispinosus
Lineage: Eukaryota; Metazoa; Arthropoda; Insecta; Hymenoptera; Formicidae
Exons: 7
Coding region: 362-3910 (1182 amino acids)
Source: RefSeq, a predicted model, not a curated record
UAAGCCACGUAAACCACGGCAACCGUUGCAAAAUGUAAAUUUUGAUUCUUCGUCCAAUGAGAACAGUCCAGCUGCAUCAAAAGCUAAGAGACGUGUUAGUUUUGCGGAGAAAAAACAUGUCAAAGAGUUUUGUCAUUCUACUGAACAAGGAACUGUAUGGGAUAAUACGUAUGAAGAGCAUGAUUUUAGUUUAAAAGGAUCUUUUGUAGUUGAUCAAAAUGCUCAAGUGGACGUGAAAGAUAACGUCGCGUUAUGUGCUUCUAAUACGGACUGUAUACAUCGUCAUUCUGAAAAUGCGUCAUGUUCAAAUGACACCUAUCUAGUAAAUAAUCACGUCGCACAAGAAUCUGUCGCAACAACUAUGGAAGAAGAUGACGCGACAAGCUGUCAAGCAAUAUCAAGCGGUAUUGUUGCGUAUAGCGACACAGAUGAAGAAUCGCCUGAUAAAGAAUCUCAAGCUCGGCAAACUGUAAUGACAAAUAAAUUUCAAACAUCUAAAAAUAUAAAAUCAAGCAGUAUUACUAUAUAUAGAGAUGAAGAAGACUAUGCGGAUAACGUUGCCAAUAAAUGUUAUUCCAAAUCGUGUUCCAACAAUGUUAACUCUGACGUAGACGAGGCACAUGUACAGGAUUUGUCUAUGGAGUUAACUGCACCGAUACCUGCAUUUUUAUCAUCGUCAUACGCAGAAGAACAAAAGAAACAAAAACGUAAUAAUAUAAAUAAUUUAGAUACAAAUUAUACUACUAAUUGCAAUAAUGUAUCAAUGGAAAUUACCGAAGCUAUACCAAUAUCUGCAAAGUCUCGUGCUUCUGAUUUAGGACGUACCGAACAAGUUCCGACAAUAUUACAAAAUUGUGAAAAUACCAAAUGGGAUGCUGCCAACACUCACAACGCAACAGCUAUGAACUGUGCCAAUGAUUCAAUGGUAUUAACGUCUGUAAUACAGCCAUUUAGAGAUGCUACAGGCCGUGGCAUAUGUCGCACAAGUAAUACAGCUUUCGACACUUCAAUGGGACGUAGCAGUGCACCAUUUGAAAUAUAUGAAAAAAAUGUCUGUGAUGAAAAUAUACGUAAAAGAAAGGAAAGUUAUCAAACUGAUAAAACUGAAAUUUUUAAUGAUGUAUUAAUGGACAUGACGAAACCAGUAAGUACCAUCUUGUUUUCAAGUGUUUAUAAUGAGGAGACGUCUAGAAUGGACGAACCAAUAUCCAGAGAUGAUAGAACUAUGUUCUUCCAUAAUGUAUCCAUGGAAAUGACUAAGCCAGUAUCGACAAAAAACAAACGAGAACGUGCUAAUACAAACACUGGUAAAUCAUUAUCUGAAGAAACGGCACAUGGCGGAGAGGAUGCAAAUACGUCGAUCUGCUUUAACGAAGGAACUAAAAUAUUAUGCAAGUCUAUGGAGCUUACUGAAGCUGUUCCAGCUCCUUUGCAUUAUGAAAGAAUGUUUCCUGCUACACACGUUGCGCGAUCUUUAAAUAAAAAUACAUGUGAAGAGUAUAAGAAUGAUGCAUCAAUGGAAUUAACGAACGCAGUAAAUAUGUUACCUUUAAACCGUGACAAAGAGAAUUUAAAAAUUGAUGAAUCAAGAUCGAAGGAUGAUAAAACUAUGCUCUUUAAUAAUGUAUCCAUGGAAAUAACUGCAGCAGUGUCGUCGAGAAACCAAAACGAGCGUACCCAGCCAAUCAUUUGUAAAUCAAUAUCCAAAGAGAAUAAUGGAGAAAAAGAUAGGAACGAUUCAACCUGCUUUGACGAAGGAACCAGAUUGUUGUGUAAAUCUAUGGAAUUUACCGAAGUUGUCCCGAUUUCUUUGCACGAUGAGAAAACAUUUAAUACUACCCACACUACUACGCAAUCUACAUUUUCCCAAACAUUACCAAAAACAACUUCCGUGCCUGCUGAAAAUUCUGCGGGUGUAGCAUUCCAAACUGACACGGCUGCAAAUAAAACAAUUCAAGAUAUAUCAAUAGAAUUUACUGCUGCAGUCCCAUCAACAUUACAACUUUGGCAAGACGUGACGGUAAAUCAAACGGAAACGUUGAUUAUUUCUAAAAAUGAUGACGUCCAACAUCUAAUGGCAAAUAAUAAUCGAACAAAAUCUAACAAGGGCGCAACGAAAGAAAAUUUUAUACGUUCAAGGGAAAUUGUAGAAGCAGAGAAUAUUAGACCCAAUGAAUUAUCUGACGAUGUCGUUACUCAGUCUCCACCGGUUAAUUUAGAUCACUCUUUAAAUGCGACCUUAGAAAAUGCCAGUGGGGAAAAAAGACGGUCUGACGCAAGCGAAAGAUCGUCGCGAAAAAGAGUUUGCAGUUCUUUUAUAAAAGUUCAAUCUUCUCAGGAGAAUGAUAUACCGUCACUUCCGAGUGCUAACCCUAACUAUGUAAAUGAUAUCGAACGUACGGAGUGUUUUGUAAAGGAUAUAGCGGAUCACACGCAGGUAUCUGACUCAAAUUUCAGGGAUAGUCUAAACAAGAUAAACGAACAUGGAUUUUUAAAGAAAACGUUGUCGAACAAUAGUCUCACAGAGCUACAAUCGAUUACACCGCCAUCCACGCUCUAUUUGGACAACGAGGACGAAACGUCUUCCAACGUCCACGAACGUCAGCACGAACUUGACGCGUCGAUCAUCACUGAUAUACCAGUCAAUAUAUCUGACCGAUUAAUAUCAAGUAAUAUAACAGAAUCCAAGUGUCUAAAAGAGAAACUAAUAAAUAUUGAAAAUAAUCAAUCGGAAGAUUGCCACAGAAACACUGCGGUAGAUAAAAAUGAAGACAAGCAGAAAACUACGUGCCAAACGAUGACAAAGACACGUAUUAAUGAUAAUCAACCUAAUAAAUCAACGUAUUAUACGACAAAGACGAUUAAUGAAGAAAGCACCGUGUCGAUGAAUUAUAAGAAUGGAAAAGCUCUAACGGUACAAGAUAUUAACCAUUGUAGAGAAAUUGAAGUAACAGAUGAAGAUCAAGUAGAUGAAAGAGAACAUACCCAAAGGAGAAUAAACAAAGAGGCAAAGCUGCAGACGGAUAUUAAAAUGAGAGAACAAUAUUCGGAUAAUAAAAGGCAGGAGAAGUGCAGUGAUCAUCUUGAAGGCACAGGAGCAGUACGUGAGGAUUCUGAAGAAGGCAGAAAAAAUUUAAAUGAUGAAGUGAAACAACAAUGUAUGGAACAAAAAAACGACGGUGCAAUUAAAAAGCUCGUAACGGCACGAUAUAAUACGAUUGAGGAUGUUGAUGAUGGAUCUUUGACCGAACAAAAUCCGUUUUUAACACUAUCGCAAAAAUUAGAAACGCAUGCCGUAAGGGAAGAUUGCAUUUGGAAUGUACACUAUAAGAAUAUCGAUAGGAAAAUGAUCGUUUUUGGUUUCAUGUCAAAUUCAUUAUUGAUAGCGACAUUCUUGUCAUAUGAUUUUAAUGACUCCGAAGAAAAUUUAAUUAAAGAAAUCAAGAUUAUUUCUCGCGUUUCAGAUGAGUCAGGAAUAUUAAUAAGGAUAGUUCACAAAUUAAUUCUAGAGAAAAUAAACGUGGAAAUACUUACAAACGUGUAUAAAACUCAUCAGGACAUUCUUCCGAUGUUAACGUUAAUUUCACAAGAUGUGAAAUUAGCGAUGGAUUUCAUGUUCGAUUUGAGGCGUUUGGAUGACCUGAACUUAAUGGAGAUUACUUAUGACGAAAUUUCGUUCGUCUCUCGAAGCAAACGGAUGGACAUUAUAUUGAGAGUUACGAUCAAAGUUAAACAGUUUGAUAAACUCACUUUGAAUGAUAUCAGUCUUCAUUGUCUACUGGGUAAAAUAAAAGAAGCAGACAUUAAAAAUUUAAUUAAAAAUGUAAAAAGAGACCAUAAGUUCCUACGGAGGUAUAUGAAUGAUGUCAAGGAUUAUAUUGAUAUAAUGGAAGAGGCUCAAAUAAUCUAAUGACCGAGAAUGAAAAGGCUUCUGAUUGAGCUUUUGACGAAGAUAUCGUUGUUUCCUUGCAAUAUUCAAGUUCAAGUUGGAAAUAAAAUAAAUUUUUUAAUGAUUAAUAUUGUAAAUAAUCGUGCAAUCAUUCAUAUUCGAUGCCAUAAUAACGUUUUUCUUAUUUUUAUAUUACUAUGUAAGUUGUAUAACAAAAAUACAGUAUGCAAAA